AAUAGCAGAGUGAACGUCCAAUGCUCCAUCCGCGCUGCGUCCGAAUACGUCGUGCAACACCGUCUCGUACUGACUAGAAUAUUGUGCCGUGCUUGGGAAGUCGAAAGCUGAUCCGUGGAAUACUUCGCUGUCGAAUGUUGCAGAGUACCAGAAGGAAGCGUUAAAAACGUAUACACCCUUCUACAAGCUCAUCGUUCGAUGAACGGCGGUGUGUUUUCGUUGGAGUGCUAGUUUAUGUUUUCGUUUCAUUCCGUGUGUCUGUUUCGGAAGAUAGCAGCCCCCCACACAACACACACAGUGAGAAAGAGCCGUAUGUGUCGAGUGAAGUGAGUAUUGAUUGUGUUUGGGGUGUGCAGAAAAGGAAAGAAACACUUUGUAGUGGAAAUUUAGUGAAAAUAAUAUAUAGUGCGCGCGGGGUGAUCGGUCGUGUUUUGCACAGCAUAAAUUGAAUGUAAAACGGAAGUAAAGGCACCUGCAUUCAUAACAGAAAGCAGAAGAAGAAGGAGGAGAAGAAAAAGGAAAACAACUGAAUCCCCCCCCUUUAAGCUGAAGGUGGUCGAUCGAGGAGAAAUCGUCUCCAUACUCAUCAUCGGCGAAAUGACAUAGGGCCAGAACCUGCCCGGUAGUAAAUUGAGUGGCGGACGUGGGCAUUUUUUGGAAAACACCCUCAGCAUCAACAGAGAUCAAUCCAGAAACACGAAGAUCAUCUUUGAAAGUUGGUUGCUGCUAGUUGCAGCAAGAAGCGGUCUAAAAGAUGGGAGACGUCGAUCCGGAAACGCUUUUGGAAUGGCUCUCGAUGGGGCAGGGCGACGAGCGUGACAUGCAACUGAUUGCUUUAGAGCAGCUUUGCAUGCUACUGCUCAUGUCCGAUAAUGUAGAUAGAUGUUUCGAAAGUUGUCCACCGAGAACGUUCCUGCCCGCACUAUGUAAAAUAUUCCUUGACGAGCUUGCUCCGGAAAAUGUGCUGGAGGUGACGGCCCGAGCCAUCACGUACUAUCUGGACGUGUCCUCCGAAUGCACCCGCCGCAUCGUCGCAAUCGAUGGCGCGAUCCGCGCGAUCUGCAACCGGCUCGAGGUGGCCGAUCUCGAAAGCCGAACUAGUCGCGAUCUCGCCGAACAGUGCAUCAAGGUGCUGGAGCUGAUUUGCACCCGGGAAGCGGGUGCCGUGUUUGAGGGCGGUGGCCUAAACUGUGUGCUCACCUUCAUCCGUGACAGCGGUUCGCAGAUCCACAAGGACACGCUGCAUUCGGCCAUGGCGGUCGUAUCGCGACUGUGCACGAAGGUCGAACCGCAGGGAGCGAAUGUGCAAACGUGCGUGGAGAGCCUGAGCACGCUGUUGCAGCAUGAGGAUCCGCUGGUAGCGGAUGGCGCCUUGAAGUGCUUCGCCUCGGUUGCGGAUCGAUUCACACGCAAAGGUGUCGAUCCCGCGCCGUUGGCUGAGUAUGGGCUGGUGAAGGAACUGCUGAAUCGGUUAAGCAAUGCUGCCGGCGGUCCACAGAUUUCAUCCGGCGGUGGCACGGUAGCGAUCUCCUCCAGCCUGGGAACAAACUCCUCCUCGCACCCGGAAUCAUCACCGUCAACCGCACAGCUGUCGUCGUCCGCACCGAAGACGGCCCAAGGUGCAAUGGAAGCUGGCAGAUCGAGCCAAUCGAUCGCAACUACCAUAUCGCUGCUGUCAACAUUGUGCCGCGGUUCGCCCUCUAUCACGCACGAUCUGCUCCGUUCGAACUUGCUUGAGGCGAUGGAACGCGCGUUCAAAGGAGACGAACGGUGCGUGCUGGACUGUAUGCGAUUAGCUGACCUAAUUUUGCUGCUGCUGUUCGAGGGCCGGCAGGCGCUGGGCCGAGUCGGGGGAUCGCAAGGUCAGAUAGCGCCGCGGGUAAGGCGGGCCGAUUCCAGCACGGAGCGUACCCAUCGACAGCUGAUCGAUUGCAUCCGCAGCAAGGACACCGAGGCACUGAUCGAAUCGAUCGAAUCCGGUGGUAUCGAUGUCAAUUGCAUGGAUGACGUGGGACAAACGUUGCUAAACUGGGCGUCCGCAUUCGGCACCCUAGAGAUGGUGGAGUUUCUGUGUGAUAAGGGAGCGGACGUAAACAAGGGGCAGCGCAGCUCGUCCCUUCACUAUGCGGCCUGCUUCGGGCGACCCGGUAUCGCGAAGGUGCUACUUAAGCAUGGUGCCAAUCCCGAUCUGCGCGACGAGGACGGUAAAACACCGCUCGAUAAGGCGCGCGAGCGUCCAGAUGAAGGCCAUCGAGAGGUGGCCUCGAUCUUGCAGUCACCAGGUGAAUGGAUGAUGGCGGCUACGAGGUCGGAUGUGAAGUGUGGUGAAAGUGGUGACGAGACGGGUUUAGGAGAACCCCGCGGCGAUCCCGAAAUGGCACCGGUAUAUCUGAAGUUUUUCCUACCGACGUUCUGUAAAACUUUCCAAAGCACAAUGCUUGCUAGCGUGCGUAGAUCUAGCUUAGGACUUAUCAAGAAAAUGAUCCAGUACGUUCAACCAGAGGUUCUUUCGAAGCUAUGCUCUUCGGAGGGACUGCAAAGCUACGAGCAAAGCUUAGGCACGCUUCUAGUCGAAGUCAUCGCGAGCGUACUGGACAAUGAGGAUGAUGAAGAUGGCCAUCUGGUGGUGCUGACGAUUGUGCAAGAGCUUAUGUCAAAGACGCAAAACGAUUUCCUCGAUCACUUCGCGCGGUUGGGCGUUUACACAAAGGUUCAAGCGCUGAUGGCUUGCGGUUCCGGUACCGUAACGGUAACACCGGGAGGAUCCAGUGGUCCCGUAGUAGUAACCGCAUCUGCCACCGGUACGACGGUGUCUGUCGAGGACGCCAAGGAGAUACUCCACGGAAAAGCUUACCAUUGGCACGAUUGGAGUAUAUGCCGUGGGCGCGAUUGUUUGUACGUGUGGUCGGAUUCGGCUGCGUUAGAGCUUUCGAAUGGAUCGAACGGAUGGUUCCGGUUCAUACUUGACGGCAAACUGGCGACAAUGUACUCUAGUGGAAGUCCCGAAAAUGGCAGUGAUAGCACGGAAAAUCGUGGAGAAUUUCUCGAAAAGCUUCAGCGUGCCCGUGCAGCCGUACGUCAGGUUACCGUAUCGCAACCGAUCCUGUCGGCGCCAAGCUUGGCACGCAUAGCGGUCGGCAAUUGGGUGUUGCAAAGUCAGAAAGAACAUCAACUACAUAUCAACAAUUCCGAGGGCCAUCAGGUGACGAUCCUGCAAGACGAACUGCCCGGCUUCAUCUUCGAGAGCAACCGCGGCACAAAGCACACAUUCACUGCAGAAACAACGUUGGGACCAGAUUUUGCAGCCGGCUGGAUAAAUACAAAGAAGAAGAAAAUGCGCUGCAAGGCCGAGGCACAGAAAUAUCAGCUUAAUAAAUUGGCUCGUGAUCUAUACAAUCGCUAUUUCAAGGCUGCACAAGCUAUACCACGUGGAGCUGUAGCGAAGCUGUCCAAGAUUGUGCAUCAGAUCGAGAUCGCCUUGGAGGAGCAGCAAUCAUCUGCCAGUGUAAGCUGGCAGGAGAAGCUUUACAACGCUUUAAACGAGUUGGUACAUCUACUGAAUGAAGACGGUGUGAUUAGUGCGUACGAGAUGUACAGUUCCGGUUUGGUGCAGGCGUUGGUGGCAGUGCUUUCUCCCAACUACUGGGACUUGGGCAUGAACCGCAACAAAGCAAACAAAUAUCAAAAGCAACGACUAUCGAUCUUCAAGAAGUGUAUGUACGGAGGUGAAAUGAAAACGGGCAAAAACACGGCAGCUAUCCUGGUGCAGAAGCUGGUUGCGGUGCUGGAAAGCAUCGAGAAGCUACCAGUGUACAUGUACGAUUCGCCGGGUGGUAGUUAUGGACUGCAAAUAUUGACGAAGAAGCUUAGCUUCCGGUUGGAGCGAGCGGCCUGCGAACAGACACUGUUUGAUCGGACUGGUCGUAACCUUAAGAUGGAACCGUUGGCAACCGUGGGACACUUGAAUAAAUAUCUGCUGAAGAUGGUCGCUAAGCAGUGGUACGAUAUGGAGCGAUCAUCGUUUUUAUAUCUACGCAAGAUGAAGGAAGCGAAACAGGGUACGAUGCAGUUCCGGCAUCGGCAUGAUUUCGAUGAGAACGGUAUCAUCUACUACAUUGGUACGAAUGGAAAGACGCUCGAGUGGGUCAAUCCGGCCCAGUACGGUCUCGUGACUGUGACGAGCAGCGAAGGCAAACAGCUGCCGUACGGUAAGUUGGAGGAUAUUUUGUCGCGCGACAGUGUCAGUGUAAAUUGUCACACGAAGGACAACAAGAAGUCUUGGUUCGCGAUCGAUCUGGGAAUAUUCAUUAUUCCGACGGCGUACACGCUUCGUCAUGCUCGUGGGUAUGGGCGUUCAGCACUGCGCAACUGGAUGUUCCAGAUGUCGAAAGAUGGCGUCAACUGGAUCACAAUGCUAACUCACACGGACGACAAAAGUCUCGCAGAACCGGGCAGCACCUGUACAUGGCCAAUCGAUUGUUCCGCCGACGAACAGCAAGGCUACCGGCAUGUGCGCAUUCACCAGAACGGGCGCAACGCAUCCGGCCAGACACAUUAUUUGAGCCUCAGUGGGUUCGAAAUCUACGGCAAGGUGAUGUCGGUAUGCGAGGACAUGGACAAAACGGCAGCCAAAGAGAACGAGGCCAAGUUGCGCAAAGAACGACGUCAAGUUCGUUCGCAGCUUAAGUACAUCACCGAUGGAGCGCGUGUAGUUCGUGGUGUAGAUUGGCACUGGGACGAUCAGGACGGAAAUCCACCCGGGGAAGGUACGGUUAUCGCAGAGAUCCAUAAUGGUUGGAUAGACGUAAAGUGGGACCACGGUAUGCGCAAUUCGUACCGUAUGGGAGCUGAGGGGAAGUAUGAUUUGAAGUUGGCCAAUGUCGAUGGACUGUUUUCAUCUUCCGCCAACGUCCAAUGCGAGGUGGAUGGUUCCGUAUCCAGCAAGAAGAAGAUCUACGACAAGUCGCUGAAUGUGUUGACUAGCCGCAAAUCAAGUUCAACGCCUAGUCUGCCGGAUGCGACGACCGAAAACCGAUCUUCCGUUGCGUCUACCGAACAGGCAACGUCAGCCGAUAACCUGUCCUGGAAACAGGCGGUAGAAGUGAUCACAGAGAAUGUUCUUUCUUCGGCCCGCUCAGAUCUAGCUACGGUCGGUAGUGGCGGUAGCAGCAAUGAUCUGUCCUCAUCGGUGGUAACUUCCGGCGCCGGUGGUGGCAACAACCAAGAAGUAUCCGUCACGGUACAUUCAUCGUUGAGCGAACGAGGAAACAAUAUUCCCGACCUGUCCCAAAUUAACAGCAGCACGUCGAUGUUGGUAUCGGAUUUGGCCACCAUUACGGAGAAUCUGUCUCUGUCGGAUGGUCCAACAAAACAGAGCGUUGCAGCAACGUCGUCUACCGGCACCGGUCAGCAGUUUGUGAGCAACAUUAGCGGCAACAGUGGAUCCAGUGUUCCCGUUCUGAUGGGAUCUUCGUCCUCAUCCUCUUCAUCGUCGUCUACGGAGGAAAACAACAAAACGAACAACAUCAACGAAACGAAUAAUAAAAUCAAUUUAACCAGCGGCAGCGGUGGUAGCAGUGUUGCCAGCGGCAGUAGUGCAUCCAGCGGAAAGACCGGUCUAUCCUACCUGCAGACAAGGUUAGACAUGAUGGGAAAGAUGCGCGAAGGCGUGGACAUGCUUCGAAACAACACGAACAAUUUUCUCUCGUCGGAGCUGCUCACCCAAUCGAAUCUGCUUUCGUCCGUAAAGAUUGCAUUCCCACCAAUACCGCCGCCUACCGCCUCUGCCGGAAGUGGCGUUAGCGGUGGAGCAUCGUACGGAAAUAGCAUUUUUGUGGCAAGUACAAGCACCGGCACAAACUCGGCGGCACCAUCAGCGACGGCUUCAACGGGCGCUAAAACACCUUCGGAUAAGUUCGAUGUGAAAUUCAACAAUACCGCCUCAUCGAAUGGUUCCAAUGUGUCUGUGAACACGUUUAAGAAGGUUCUGAACGAAGCAAAGCAGUUCUCGUCUGCGGUCGAUUCAAUGUCUACCGGUGGCCGCGAUGCGACGAAUAAUUUGAAGAACAACAUAGUGGUGGUUGGAUCUACGGAAACGGUCCUGGGAGCUUCACAGGAUGAUCCUAAUGCGGACUGUCUGCUGGGAUCCGUGUCCGGUAGCGAUGGCGUUAAUGUGGUCCCCGUAGUGGUGCCCUCUUCGAAUCCGAUGAGCGUGAGCGUACCGAAUCUGACGAGUAGCGGCAAUGGCAGCAACAAUCAUCAGCAUCAUCACCACACGCAUCACCGUCACCACCACCAACAUCAUCCAGACAGUGCGUCAACAAUGCAAAACGAAGUGCAGACACCACCGCCGGGACUGCUGGAAACUUUCGCCGCUAUUGCACGUCGUCGAACAUCUGGCAGUGGUUCGAAUUCCGUAACCAACGCCAAUAAUAACAAUGAGAACAAUAACGCCGCUUCAAAUCCGUCGUCAUCUGGAGCUCUCGUUGGCGGUGUAAUGCAAAACAAUAGUAACUUUUUCCCGCGUGGUCCAAAUUCGGUCACGAGUCUCGUGAAGUUGGCUCUCUCGACCCACACCGGACUGCUUAGCACGGCCCAAAGUUACCCGAGUCUGUUCAGUUCCACCUCAAACAACAACACAUCGUCCGGACCAGGUGGAGGCGGUAAUAGUGGCAGUGGGAACAACAACACCACCAACAAUAUGGUUGGAGUUGGUCAGGUUAAUCCAUUGAACCCUGCCCUGACCAUGAGCUUAACUUCAACCUCAAGCGAUAGUGAGCAGGUGUCGUUGGAGGACUUUUUGGAGCAAUGCCGCGCACCGACACUGCUCGGUGAUCUGGAAGACGACGAAGACAUUGAGGAUGAGAAUGAUGACGAUGAGAACGAAGACGAAUACGAGGAGGUUGGCAACACGUUACUGCAGGUGAUGGUAUCUCGCAAUCUGCUUUCCUUCAUGGAGGAGCGAACCUUCGAGAGUCGGCUACCAACGGCAGGGAAACGAAAAUCCUGGGAUGAUGAGUUUGUGUUGAAGCGUCAAUUUUCCGCACUCAUACCUGCGUUUGACCCGCGCCCCGGCAAGACCAAUGUCAAUCAGACGAGCGAUCUCGAUAUUCCGGCACCGGGAAGCAGCAGUGGACGGGCUACCCAGGAUUCGCCAACGCUGUCACUGAUUUUGCGCGGUCCAAACAUUAAUGGAGUGAACGAUGUUGAGGUUGAUCUGACACACUCGGACUGGACGAUUUUCCGCGCCGUACAGGAACUGAUGCUACAGACGUCUAUGCCCAAGCAGGAUAAGUUCCGCAAAAUCUGGCAACCAACGUACACGAUCAUCUACCGAGAGGCUACCCCUGGGUCGUCCUCUUCGCUGUUGGCUGGUGGAAAGGAAGACUUCAGCAGCGGAGAAGAAGGUCGUGCUACACCGAUCAUCUCGCUCUAUUCCCAGCGCAGCCACGGUUCGACAUUAUCUCCUAGCUCACCCAUUCCCGGAACACCGUCCAUUAUCGGUGGUCAGUACUGUUCCGUGGAGGACGUACUCCAGCUACUGUCGCAGCUAAACAGCAUCAACCAAUCGCUAGCCUCCGCGCCGACCAACAACGACAAGAAUUUGAUACCGGACGUGGAAUCCCAUUACCUAAACCCGGAGGUAUUCAUGAGUAAGAAGAUAACGAACAAGCUGCAACAGCAGAUCCAGGAUCCGCUCGUCCUUUCCAGCGGUAGCUUGCCAAAGUGGUGCGAAGAGUACAACCAGAGCUGUCCGUUCCUGUUUCCGUUCGAGACACGCCAACUGUACUUCAGCUGCACGGCGUUCGGUGCGUCGCGCAGUAUCGUAUGGUUGCAAUCGCAGCGUGACGUUAGUCUGGAGCGUCAGCGUGCGCCGGGUCUUAGCCCACGGCAUGCCGACCAACAGGAGUUCCGUGUCGGGCGGUUGAAGCACGAACGUGUAAAGGUACCACGGGGAGAGAAUCUGCUUGACUGGGCCCAGCAAGUGAUGAAGGUGCACUGCAACCGAAAGUCAGUGCUAGAGGUGGAGUUUGUCGGAGAGGAAGGCACCGGUUUGGGACCGACGCUCGAAUUCUACGCGCUCGUGGCUGCUGAACUGCAGCGAAGCGAUCUCGGUAUGUGGCUGUGCGACGACGAGGAACCGAAGCUGAUCGAGGACGAGAUCGACCUGGGCGAGGGUAGCAAACCGGUCGGGUAUUAUGUGCGCCGUUCGACCGGUCUCUUCCCGGCACCGUUACCACAGGAUUCGGAUAUCUGCGAAUAUGUGUCCAACUACUUCUGGUUCCUAGGAGUGUUUUUGGCAAAAGUAUUGCAGGACAAUCGGUUGGUCGAUUUGCCCUUGUCCAACAGCUUCCUGCAGCUGCUCAGCCACAGUCGCUCAAUAUCUCGCGGUGCGUCCAGCCAUUCGCUGUUCGGCGGUGGUAAAUCGAGCGUAGGCGAUGACAUUAUGAUCUCGUCCAUCAUGUCGGAGGAAAGCGAUCGCGACCGCGAUCUGCUGGUGGACUCGUACCAGUCCAAAAUGGCGACCAGCGAUGGUGCGUGGUACGAUGGUAUAUUGUCGCAGGAGAACCUGCAGGAGAUCGAUCCGAUACGGUACCAAUUCCUGCGGGAGCUGCAGGAGCUGGUGCAGCAGAAGCAAAACAUCGAACAGAACGAUAUGAUCAGCUCGGAGGAAAAGCUCCAGCAGAUCAGUGAAUUGAAGCUAAACACCAAAACGGGCUGUGUGGCGCUGGAGGAUCUGGCGCUUACCUUUACCUAUCUGCCGAGCUCGAAGAACUACGGCUAUGCGUCGGCCGAUCUGAUACCGAACGGGUCGAACAUUGAUGUGACGAUUAACAACGUGGAGGAGUACUGCAAUCUGACGAUUGCGUUCUGCCUGCAGGAAGGCAUCGCCCGCCAGCUUGCCGCAUUCCAUCGCGGGUUCUGUGAGGUAUUUACGCUGAACAAGCUUGCCGCAUUCACGCCGGAUGAGAUACGCAAGAUGCUGUGCGGUGAACAGAAUCCGGAGUGGACGCGCGAAGACAUCAUGACCUAUACCGAACCGAAGCUAGGAUAUACCAAGGAAAGUCCUGGUUUCCUGCGCUUUGUCAACGUGCUGAUGGGCAUGAAUGGAUCGGAAAGGAAAGCGUUCCUUCAGUUUACCACCGGUUGCAGCAGUCUACCGCCCGGUGGUUUGGCAAAUCUGCAUCCACGUCUCACGGUGGUGCGCAAAGUGGAUGCUGGCGAGGGUUCCUAUCCGUCGGUCAACACCUGCGUGCACUAUCUUAAGCUGCCGGACUACCCGAACGAGCAGAUCCUUCGCGAGCGUCUGCUGACGGCCACCAAGGAGAAAGGGUUCCAUCUAAACUAAAUCAAAUCUGUGUUGUUAUGAAAUGUUGUUUGUAGUGUUUUGCGAAACAGAACUAGAUUGUGAAAAUGACUGAUCGGAUAGAAGCGCGGAAUAAGAGCAAGUGGGCGAGUGUGUUAAGGAAAGUUGCGUGUGUGUGUUUUUAGCGUAAGGGCGAAUACGAAGAUAUAAGCAACGAUCAGAUAGAAAUGGUUAGCUGCAAAGGAAUUAAUUACUAUUUUAACUCGCACCACUUCGUUCGGCCUGAUCCGGGCUAAAGAUGUUAUAAUAUUAGUAGCCAUGCACACACACUGCACACACAUACCCGACGGGCAGUUCACCAUUACUCCUUUUCUCACGGUAGCUUGUGUCGUUUAAGCAAAUUCGAAAGCGAUAAAUAUUAUACGAAGAAAAAGGAAGAAACAAUAAGCUUUUUUGUUCGUGAAAUUGUACAUGAUACAACUAUUUCAACCACGGUAGGAUAAUAAUAAUAUUAGGUUAAAAAGCUAGAGAACAAAUCCAUCAGAGAUGCAAAUCCGUUCCUCUUUGCGUUUACACACACCAUAUAAGGUCCUUCGGCACUGUCUUAUCUGCUGCCCACACACAAUUGCUACCUUCUUGCUAUCUUCUAACAAAAAACGUAGUUUUCUGUAUGAAUGCGUGUGUAUGUUUCUGUAGUGUGUUUAGGAUGUGUGUGCCUGCGUGGAAAGUGUAUGGAUGUGAAAUUAUAGUUAGUGGAUGGAUCGGGUGAAUGGAAAACUGAAAGAGCCUUUUCAUCUCUACCGGAUUCUGCGCCCGUGAAUAGAUAGAACAAACACAACCAACUAACAAAACACAACAAAGCGAAGAUAACUUUACGGCGUGAAGAUCUGUAUGUGAUGGAUGCUAGGGGAAACAGUAGAAGAAGGUAGAAGAAACGGUAGAAUGGGGACGGGGCAAAGAAUAUGGUACUAACUAUGAGUUUUUCUGUUUGUGAUUGAUUAUUACAUAAAAUGUUACAUCGGAUUGCGCGUU
Molecule: messenger RNA, 10339 nt
Organism: Anopheles moucheti
Lineage: Eukaryota; Metazoa; Arthropoda; Insecta; Diptera; Culicidae
Gene: Ufd4
Product: E3 ubiquitin-protein ligase Ufd4
Exons: 15
Coding region: 755-9349 (2864 amino acids)
Biological process (GO): proteasome-mediated ubiquitin-dependent protein catabolic process; anatomical structure development; protein K63-linked ubiquitination
Cellular component (GO): nuclear speck
Molecular function (GO): protein binding; ubiquitin protein ligase activity; metal ion binding
Source: RefSeq, a predicted model, not a curated record